UCUCUCUCUAUAUGUAGAGAUAUGCUUCUGAUGGCUCCUGUCAAGGAUGCAAAAGCAAGAAAAGCAUAACGAGAAUUCCACUUUUCCUUUCAUCAUAGACAUCCUGUACUAGGAAACUUUUUCCUAGCUGCUUCCUUCAGCUCGAAGGACCUUCUUUCCCUCUAUUUCAAAGGAGAAUUAGAUUUUGGCGUUUGGAUGACUAUACAGCGUUUGAGAGGAGACCAAGGAGCUGACAUCAAGGCCGAGAUGAGCACUAAGGUGAAGAAGCAAGAAUUUCCGGGCAGAAGCUUAAUCGACUUGGUACUCUCCUGGUCUAUCAAUGAUGUCCUCAAUGAAAAUCUUUAUGAAGGACAGGUGAAAACGAUCCCACUGACAUUCUCAUCGGUCCCAGAAUACAUGAAGUCAUUAAGGAUUCCACUUAUUAAGGAAACGCAUGCUGACUUGUUGGCAAGCAUUUCAACAGUGUCUCGAGCACCUAUUUGUAAAAUAGUUUCUGUCCAAAAAUCAAAAAAUUAUAAACCGCCCCAUGACUUCUUUUACAGCAUUAUGCUACCAGCAGUGUGGCAAUUCAAGAAUCAUAAAGAGACGUAUGAGCCUCAGAAUGGAGACCUCAUUGCAAUUACAGAUGUAAAACCAGAAUCUGUUGAGGAUUUAGACAGACCCAACAGAUCCUAUGUUGUCGCUUAUGUUCAAUGGGUGAGAGAAGGAGGCCUACUUGCACUCUCAGUACUGUCCUCACAGCCCAUCUUGGUUGAAGAAGAAAAGAGCAAGAACAAACAAACUCUUUAUGCCGUUUUCCUGACAAACAUGACCACGAAUAUCCGCAUUUGGAGAGCAUUGAACGCUCAACUGGAAGGUGGGAACUUGAACUUCUUGCAAGAAGUGCUGAACCCUAAAUCUACUGAUGAUGCUGAAAAUCCAACUAUCAACUUCUCUGAUGAGAAAUGUAGAACUGCCUUUGAAGAUAUGAGGGACAGAAUCGUGUCUUCUGAUUUAAAUUUGUCCCAGAAAGCUGCAGUUAUUAGCUGUUUGGUUUCUAGGGAAUGCAAUAAGAAGAAGAAUACUAUCAAUCUAAUAUGGGGACCUCCGGGGACUGGGAAAACCAAGACGGUUGCUUUCUUACUGUUUUCUCUCCUUAAAAUGAAAUGCAGAGUGCUUAUAUGUGCCCCGACCAAUACUGCAGUUUUGGAAGUGACUCGGCGGCUUGUGAAGAAUGUUACAGAGUCCUUUGAAUAUGUUGCUUAUGGACUUGGGGAUGUAGUUUUAUACGGAAAUGAGCAGCGGAUGAAUAUUACUGAUCAUCAUGACCUUCUCGAUGUAUUCCUUGAUAACCGAAUUGAGAUACUAAAUAAAUGCUUAGUUCCAUCCGGUUGGAAAAAUGGUUUACAAUCAAUGAUUUGUUUGCUCAAGGACCCCAAAAAGGAAUACCGUCGCUACUUGAAAGAAGGAAAAGUGAAAGAAGAGGAGGAGAAAAAAGAGAAAGGAAUGUCUGAAAAUGAGGGGACUAGUGGGAAUCAAGGAAGUAAUAUCCAGGGUCAGUCCUCUAAGGGUAAGAAGAGCAUGAAAUUUCAGAAGCAAGUUGUUCAGGCCUCAAAUGAAAACCAAAGCAAGAAAACACCGAAAGGGAUGGUGCCUUCUAAGAAUGAAAAGAAACUAAAGCAUGAGGAGAAGGAAAGCGGGGGUUGUUCUUCACAAGUUGUGAAUGACAAUCCUUUGACGUUUGGGGAGUUUCUAAAGGGGAGUUUCAAUCGCAUUGUAGAGCGUCUGGAGUUUUGUAUUGUAAAUUUGUGUAGGCACUUACCAACUUCUUUUAUUUCACUAGAAGUGGUAAAGAACAUGGCAAAAGCUCUUGAUGUUCUCAAGUCUCUCGAAGCUUUGCUGCGUACUGCUAGUGUUGAUGACAAAGGAGUAGAACAAGUCUUCAGCCAAAAAUUAGGAGGCGGUCUCGGUCACUUGGAAAAGUUGAGACUUGCGAUCAGCGAGUGCCUUCGCAUACUUGGAUCACUUCCUAAAGAAUUCUCUCUCCCGGAGAAGAUUAGUAAUAAGAAUGCACUAAAAGAUUUCUGCCUUGCAAAUGCACGUCUGAUUUUCUGCACUGUAUCAAGCUCUAUUAAAUUGUACAGAGAAAAAAUGAAUCCUCUGGAACUAUUAGUUAUAGAUGAAGCUGCUCAGCUCAAGGAAUGUGAAUCGACCAUUCCUUUACAACUUCCCGGUCUCCGACAGGUAGUGCUUAUUGGGGAUGAGCGACAACUGCCUGCGAUGGUUCAAAGCAAGGUUGCUGAGAACGCUGAAUUUGGAAGAAGUUUGUUCCAAAGGCUGGUAUUGCUAGGACACAGGAGACACCUUCUCAAUGUGCAGCACAGGAUGCAUCCAUCCAUAAGCCUAUUUCCGAAUCGGGAGUUCUAUGACCGUAAGAUUUUGGAUGGAGACAAUGUCAAAGGAAAAAGCCACGAGAGGCGUUUCCUUCAGGGGAAGAUGUACGGUUCGUACUCUUUCAUAAAUGUAGCACAUGGAAAAGAGGAACUUGAUAACAGCCAAAGCCAGAAAAAUAUGGUUGAGGCUGCUGUAGUGUAUGAGAUAGUUUCACGCCUUGUCAAAGUUAACAAGAAGAACAAGGUUAAGGUUGGUAUCAUCUCACCGUACAAGGCACAAGUGGAUACAAUCUCAAAGAUGGUCAACAAAUUAAGUAGAGGCUCUAAUAGUAACUUAUCCAUUAGUGUUCGCUCUGUAGAUGGGUUCCAGGGUGGUGAGGAGGAUGUUAUAAUUAUUUCCACUGUCAGAAGUAAUGUGAAUGGAGCAGUAGGUUUUCUUUCCAAUCGUCAGAGAGCAAAUGUGGCUCUAACACGUGCACGGCAUUGCCUUUGGAUAGUGGGAAAUGGGGUGACUUUAAAUAACAGCGGCACUGUUUGGACGGAACUAGUCAUUGAUGCAAAGAAAAGAGGGUGUUUCUAUAAUGCCGAUGAAGACCAGAGCUUGGCUGAGGCUAUUACAGCUGCCUUGGUUAAGCAGGGCCAAAUGGGGAGUUUACUCAACAAUGACUCUUUGCUGUUCAGAAAAACUAGAUGGAAGGUCUCCUUCAGCAAUGAUUUUGUGGAAUCUAUGUCUAGAUUUAAAAACGCUGAGGUGCUUUCUUUAUUGGUGAAACUUGCAAAUGGUUGGCGUCAGCCUCAUUGGAAGAAAAAACCCUUUGUUCAUCAUGGAACUUCUUCUUCACUAUUAGAGCAGUACAAGGUCAAUAAUGGGUCACUGAUUCUUGUUUGGACUGUAGACAUUGUCAAGCAAAACGCAUAUUACAUUCAGAUUUUGAAGAUCUGGGACAUCUUGCCAUUAUCCAAAAUGUCACAAUUAGCAAAUCAUCUUGAUGUCUUAUUUGGGAAUUACACAGUGGAUAUGAUUAAUUGCUGCAAACAAAAAUGUUUUGACAGGGAUUUAGUUGUUCCAAUGAAAUCGCCAAUUGGCUCAAGUAGUUAUCCUGAAGCUAAUCCUGUGCAGUCAUUGUUAGAACCGUUAUCUUCACUCAGUCUGAGGGGUCAUUCAGAAACAUCCUAUCCAACUUAUUGGUGACUGACUGGCACUGCUUGCCAAAACCCUGAUACUGCAUGUAAGGAGGGCAAGCAUGAUCCUGCUGGUGAGCGAAGAACUUCCUGCAGAGGACUUAAAUCUAUGCCUGCAUGCAAGCGGGCAAAAUCAGGUCUGGCCUUAUUCUCAUCAGCCAAUUCUAACGAUCAAUACAAUAUAGAGGUUGGAGAAAAUUGAACUCCGUUGAGGGCCUUGGCGAAAAGUUUAUGCUCCUGAGGUAAAUAAUUCCCAUCUGAACGAAGAUCAGUUACUAUCUAGCAAAACGAUCUACCAGUGCCUUGGCGUUCUCCGGUGCAAAGAACCGUGCCUGCACAUAAUUCCGUUAGUGCACAGAUACUUUGUAAUAUUUUCUGCCUGAAUGUAUGUAUGUAUGUGUGUAAGUAUGUAUAAUCUAGGCGCCAAGGUUCUAUACAAGAAUGUGUGUGUAUUUGUAUGUGGACACUUAAAGCCGUAGGUAUGUAUGUGUAUAUUUGUAUGCAGUCAAAGGCGUAGCCAUGUGUGCACAAGUAAAUAAAAUGUAUGUAGUGGCACAUCUAUAAUAUAUACUCCUCCAAGUUCACAAA
Molecule: messenger RNA, 4142 nt
Organism: Juglans microcarpa x Juglans regia
Lineage: Eukaryota; Viridiplantae; Streptophyta; Magnoliopsida; Fagales; Juglandaceae
Product: probable helicase senataxin
Exons: 10
Coding region: 196-3564 (1122 amino acids)
Molecular function (GO): helicase activity
Source: RefSeq, a predicted model, not a curated record